Gossypium arboreum is the source of this 1343-nucleotide messenger RNA. Its product is annotated as protein NEGATIVE GRAVITROPIC RESPONSE OF ROOTS-like. The record is from RefSeq and is a predicted model, not a curated record. Bases 210 to 1049 code for a protein of 279 amino acids. NCBI's taxonomy places the organism in Eukaryota, Viridiplantae, Streptophyta, Magnoliopsida, Malvales, Malvaceae. Gene Ontology annotation, biological process: gravitropism; regulation of growth. The transcript is spliced from 7 exons.
GACGGACCAUGAAAAAUUAUGUUAUAACAUCAGAAGGAAACAAUAUAUAUAAUUAUAUAAGUUGUAGGAAAACCCUUGGCAACAGUAUCUCGAUAAAUCUCAUUGUGUCGCUCCCAGAAUCGUUAGAUUCACUUUUCCACCACCAUCUUCUUCCAAAGAUUCGGUCCAGAGUAAGCUCUCAAGCUCGUUCCUAAAGGGCACAUCUCAGAAUGAAAUUCUUCGGUUGGGUCCAAAAUAAGCUUAAUGGGAAACCGGGGCGCAGUAAACCACAAACAGAUUCUGCUACUAAUUACAUGAAACAAGAGCCUCGACAAGAGUUCAGCGAUUGGCCUCAUGGAUUGUUGGCUAUAGGAACAUUUGGCAACAAUAAUGACAUGAUAGAAAAUCCUCCAUCCCAAAACACCGCCCGACAAGAUCCGUUUGAUAUUCGCGAGGAACACGAGCCGUCCUCAUCGGAGGAUUUACACGAAUUUACGCCCGAAGAAGUCGGGAAACUAGAAAAGGAAUUAACCAAACUCUUGUCCCGAAAACCGGCUUCUGAUGUUAAAAAGGAACUAGCAAAUCUACCAUUGGAUAGGUUUCUUAACUGUCCAUCGAGCUUGGAAGUUGAUAGGAGGAUUAGCAAUGCGGUUUGCAGUGAUUCAGGGGAUAAAUCAGAUCAAGAAGACAUUGAUCGAACCAUUAGUGUUAUCCUCGGCCGAUGCAAAGACAUUUGCGCUGAAAAAAACAAGAAAUCGAUCGGCAAAAAAUCGCUUUCUUUCCUUUUGAAGAAGAUGUUUGCUUGCGGCAGUGGAUUUUCACCUGCCCCGAGCUUGAGAGAUGUGCUGCAAGAAUCGAAAAUGGAGAGGCUUUUGAGGGUAAUGCUUCACAAGAAGAUUUGCAAUCAGAACCCUUCUGGAGCAUCAGCUGUGAAGAAAUAUUUAGAAGACAGACAGUCUCCGAAAAGGCGAAAUAAAUUAAAUAAUGAAGAUGAAACCCAGGAGAGGAAGAGUGAAGAUGGAUAUAAAUGGGUGAAGACAGAUUCUGAAUAUAUUGUUCUGGAGAUCUAAAAAGCACCGAGAUUAAUAAGGUUCCUAUGUCAAGAACUUGAAUGGCUACCUUCACUGAUUCAGGACAGAAAUUUUAGAGUGAAUCUAUGAAUCAUUCGUGAUAUGUGGUGUCUCAAAAAAAAGAAAAAAAAAGUGUAUAAUUCAAACAGGGAUCUGUAUUUUGUUCUAGCUGUGCUUUUCCAUUUUUUUUGAUGGUUGUAACUAUGGAUGCAGACAUGCAUUGCAAUGCAGCCCAUGUUCACGAGGUAUCUGCAAUAGAUAUCUAUAUUUCCCUAGCGGAGCUUAACAGUUAGA